AUGCAGGAGCACAAUCUGCUCAAGAACCUGGGUCCGUGGCUUAGAAGCCUCGCUCUGGCCUGGGACAAGCCCAUCCAUCACAGCAACAUCGUCUCCAAAGAUCUCCUCAUCCAAGGCUAUGACAGCAACCAACUCAUUGUAGCCAUUCCCUUUGUCUGCAAGGUCAUGGAGCAGUGUGCCAAGUCCAACGUCUUCAAGCUGCCCAACCCAUGGCUCAUGGUGGUGCUGCGCCUCAUGGUCGAGCUCUACCAAUUUGCAGAGCUCAAACUCAACUUGAAAUUCAAAAUCAAAGUCCUCUUCAAGGGUCUCGAUGUUGAACUCAAGGAGGUGCCUCCCACCACCAUCCUCCACAACCAACCCAGUGCCAAGCUGCUGCAACAGCAACAGCAGCAACAACACCAGCAGCAGCAGUCUUUGGGUCAACUUCAGCAUCUCAGCCAACAGCAACAACACCAGGCCGCUGUAUAG
Ustilago hordei is the source of this 468-nucleotide messenger RNA. RefSeq lists its product as uncharacterized. Gene Ontology annotation, cellular component: CCR4-NOT core complex; P-body. Gene Ontology annotation, biological process: nuclear-transcribed mRNA catabolic process, deadenylation-dependent decay. Lineage: Eukaryota; Fungi; Basidiomycota; Ustilaginomycetes; Ustilaginales; Ustilaginaceae. The coding region runs from base 1 to 468 and encodes 155 amino acids. Gene Ontology annotation, molecular function: molecular adaptor activity. The record is from RefSeq and is a predicted model, not a curated record. The transcript has a single exon.